AUGCACGCAAACCGAUCCGAGUGGGAAAAUCUUAAAAGGUUAAAAAGUCAGGAAAACCAAGAUCCAACAGUCAUUGUGGAACAAGAAGGCGUUAUAACAAAAUUAGAAGAAAGGAUUGAUGAAGCUUCAUUUACUGUUCAGCAUUUCUUUCGAGAGAUAGGACAUAUAUAUGAGGCUAUUCUAGAACUGAAUUUGAAAUCCCCAAGUCUUGGAAUGCCGCCAUUAGAUCAAAUUACAAAAAUUAUGGGCCGUCUUGUUGCUGACGGACACCAGUUGGAACUGAUUGACGGAGAGAGCUUUUAUAUGCCUUACAGGUGGACAAAGAUAGUAUUACAACAAGUAGAUAGGUGUAUUGACUCUGCAAAGGUAAUGACUCUUAGUGUCCUUGGCCUUCAAAGUUCUGGAAAAUCAACUCUACUUAACACAAUGUUUGGAUCCCAGUUCUCUACAAGAACCGGUAGGUGUACAAGGGGCGUGCAUGUUCAACUUAUUCCCGCUAACACAUCAAGCUUUAAAGAAAUAAUAUCACCAUUUAGUUACGUUCUUGUUGCAGACACAGAAGGUCUUCGAUCCCCGGAGUUAAGCCAUGUACAACACGAGCAUGAUAACGAGUUAGCCACUGUUAUAACUGGUAUAGGUGAUAUAACGAUGUUAAAUAUAAUGGGAGAAAACACAAGUGAGAUACGAGAUAUUUUGCAAGUCAUUGUCCAUGCUUUUAUGCGACUCAAACUGACCAAUCGAGACCUAGAUAUACGAAAAAGCUGUGCAUUCAUCCAUCAGAACGUAACUGAUUCAUCUGCGGCUGAAAACAUGAUAAGCGGAUUGAGCAAGUUAAUGCAGACACUGGACGAAAUGACAAAAGAGUCGGCGAGAAGUGAAGGUAUUCUAGAAAUCACUACAUUUAAUCAAGUUAUUGAAUUUGAUAUCAAUUCGCAAGUCUGGUACCUGAAAAAUCUUUGGCUAGGAAAUCCACCUAUGGCAAAGGUUAAUAACGAGUACAGUGAACGUGUGGUAGAUAUAAAAUGCAAAAUCAUACAGAAAGCUUUGCAAAUGAGCGGAAAGUCCUAUAAGUCUCUGACCGACAUCUUGGAGCAAACGUAUAACUUGUGGAAAGGUGUUUUAAACGAAGAUUUUGUAUUUUCUUUUAGAAAUAGUGUAGAGAUUAGAGCUUACAUGGAAAUGGAAGGAGUUGUCCAGGACCAACUAUGGCACAUUGAAAGUUUUAUUCGUGAAAAAUUGCUUAAUAUUUCGCAGAAUACAUUUGCUGGCUGCGACCAAAAAUAUAAUUUACGAAGUGUUGCAGAGAAACUCAUCACUGACUUAAACCGUGUGCUUGCUGAUGAAAAGUGCAAGGCUGAGGCCAUCAUUAAGACAUACUUUGAUAAAAACAAAUACAAAGACAUAAUAAUUCAGUGGAAAAGCGGUCAGCAGAGUCGAAUUGAUAUUCUUUGUUUAAAAUUAGAACAAAGUAUUAGAGAACAAAUAGGAAAAAGACUAGAAAAGAGAUCGGUAGAAAUUCUCACUGUUGCGAGUCGUGAAAGACAUGAAGAAGAACUCAGGAAAAGGUCUAUGAAAGUUGCAAAUCUAUUCAAAGGUAAGACGUUAACCAGAAACGAAAUUUCUGAGCUUUUUGUCGAAGUUUGGCAGACAUUUCUUGAUAAGAUAGAUACUACUUCAUAUACUGCGGAGAAAAACAGGAAAGCAAUGAUAACUGUCUUUGAAAACUGUCUCGAGAAUAUUUUCAAACAACAUCACCUAUUGUUAAAAGAAGCAUUAGAAUGGAGUUCAUAUCUAAAGCCACUACCAGAUUUGAAGAGACUGGAAGGAUCAUUUAAGUUUACUGAAAUAAACGAAAAGGACAUAAGUUACACACUCACACUCAAACAAAAAAUUUUUCAAAAAGGAAAGGAGAUGUUUGGGGGCAAGAACACUAUGAGCAAUGUCAGUGAAAGUGUAAAUCAAAUAUUUGCGACCACUGACGACAAAAUAAAACAGCUUUGUCAGGUUAAUGAUGAAAUCACGGAAAUGAGUGUCAAUAAUUUAAUGCACGAGCUAGAUGAAAGCUUGCAUGCUAUUGUGAGAGGAAAGCCUGAUUACGACUUUAAGACUCCUUUUUAUGUAAAGCUCCAUGUACAUGUCAGCAGAUAUGCCCAUCCUGUUUUUGAAAAGCACAAUGAUAUAUAUUUUAGAACACAGGGAAUUGUUGCUCGUCUUGAACAAUACAGACAACAGCAAGAAAUCAGUUUCGAAGCACAUUUAAGUAAUCGCCAGUCAGAAGACAUAGUAGCUAAACUUUUUAGUCACGUGAUUGAGGGAUUUGCUGACGACUGGACAUCGCAAAACCUACCAAAUAAAGUAACUGAUGAACUUCACAGUAAACUCCCGUCGGUAAAAAAUAGGGCUAUAAUUGAAAUUUGUUCAGAUAUUUUGGACAAAGAUAGUUUCAACCAUUUUAUAAGAUAUAUACGAGCACCUAAGGAUUACGUUAGCGUCUGGAUAGCUGCAAAGGCAAAUGAUCACCUUUUUUCUAAGGAUUCACGCGUAUACUCGCGUCUAGCAAACUCCUUACUUCAAAGCGUUUUCAACAGUGUUAAAACAUGCUUGCACAAUACAAAGAAUAGUUACACUGGAAAACCACCUCCAUCAAUGGAAAAGUGGAUAAAUGAUUUCCAUGUAUCAUUGAAAAAAGCUAAUUUUACCAUUCCUUUGGAAAAUUUUCGGAAUGUCAAAAUGGAGGUGAAACAGAUAGAAAAUGUGGAAUACCUUACAAACGAAAUUUUAGCACAUAUGGUGGCCUCUCAAGAGAAAAUGCACGCCAAAUAUAGGAGUCACGACCGUAACUCUGUAAAGUGGUCAGACACAAAUCCAAUUGAAAGAAUAACUAAAAAGAUAUGGGGCUGCCCAGAACAGUGUGCUUUCUGUGGUGAGCCAUGUGCUAAGAAUGAAGAUCACGAUGGUUCGGACCAUUACAGUAUACAACAUAGACCUUCAUGUUGCAACGGCACGCGGGAUAAGACCACAGCUAUGGCAUCAUUACCAUCAUGCGAAUUUAACAUUCAAUCCACAUACACACAUAACUGCCCAGCCUUUAACUACGCAUGCAAUAAAGAUACAAGAAAAGAUUGUGCUGAACGUCAUCCUUUCCGAGACUACAAAAAGUUUUUACCUAAAUGGGGUAUUCCACCAUCGUCUAAUAUGCAUGAUACAUCAAAAUUCUGGAUGUGGUUUGUAGCGACUUAUAAACAAGAUUUGCAAAAGUAUUAUGAUUAUAAGGUUGAUAAUGUCCCAUCGUCAUGGAACGAAAUCACAAAAGAACAAGCCAGAGAAACACUUCACAAAACGUAUUCAGCCUCUAAAUGA
This is a messenger RNA of Mercenaria mercenaria, 3360 nucleotides long. RefSeq names its product interferon-induced very large GTPase 1-like. Gene Ontology annotation, molecular function: GTP binding. Lineage: Eukaryota; Metazoa; Mollusca; Bivalvia; Venerida; Veneridae. The coding region runs from base 1 to 3360 and encodes 1119 amino acids. The transcript has a single exon. The record is from RefSeq and is a predicted model, not a curated record.